Molecule: messenger RNA, 912 nt
Organism: Microtus ochrogaster (prairie vole)
Lineage: Eukaryota; Metazoa; Chordata; Mammalia; Rodentia; Cricetidae
Gene: Or2d3
Product: olfactory receptor family 2 subfamily D member 3
Biological process (GO): G protein-coupled receptor signaling pathway
Cellular component (GO): membrane
Molecular function (GO): olfactory receptor activity; G protein-coupled receptor activity
Source: RefSeq, a predicted model, not a curated record
AAACAGACUUUUGUGGAUGAGUUUUUGUUGCUAAGUCUUUUACAAGAUGCACAAACUCAGAUCCUUCUGUUGUUCUUCAUCAUUGAUGUGCUGACUGUAUUUGGAAGCCUGCUCAUCUUUAUCCUCAUCUUCAUGAAUUCUCAACUUCAUACCCCCAUGUACUUUUUUUUUAGAAACUUCUCUUCUGCAGAUCUCUGUCUCUCAAAUAGCGUUGUUCCUCAAGUAUUGCUCCACUUCCUUGCAAAAAGGAAAACUCUUUCUUUUUGAAGCUGUGUGACACAGGUAAUAGUCACCCUUCAGAUUGGAUGUACAGAGUAUGCACUGCUAGCUGUGAUGUCCUGUGACCGGCAUGUGGCUGUGUGUAAGUUCCUGCACUACUCCGCCAUUAUGACCCAACUUUGUCUCCAGUUGGCUCUAGGGUCUUUGGUGAGUAGGCUCCUAGUGUCCCUAAUAAAUACUGCUGCAUUCCAUCUUCCCUAUAAAGGGCAGAACACAGUCAGACAUUAAUUUUGUGAACUUCCUGCUUUUUUAAAGGUGGCUUCCGCAGUUACUUACAGCACAGAAAUGGCCAUCUUUGCAAUGGGCAUAGUGAUCCUCUUAGCACCUGUCUCCUUCAUCCUCAUCUCAUCUAACUGGAACAUCAUCUCCACUGUGAUCCAGAUGCAGGCUGGGGAAGGGAGGCUUUCAACCUGUGGUUCCCAUCUCACUGUUGUCCUCUCCUACGGCUCUGGAACAUUUAACUAUAGGCAGAUAAACACCAAAACCACAAAGAACCCGGAUAAGAUAAUAUCUGUGUUCUACACAGUGGUGACUCCAAUGCUAAACCCCAUACUUUAUAGACUGGGGAACAAGGAUGUCAGAGGAGCCUUUGGGAGACUAGCUGCAAGGAUGUCCUUCUUUCACAAGAAAUGA